AUGUUAAAAUUUUCAGAUAUCAACGAUUUCCUCAUGGACUAUAAUGAACUAUUGAUAGGAAAUUAUCCAAUUCAUUCUCAAGCCCCUGGUUGUCCCAAAAAUCUUGUUUGCUCAUAUUCAGGUCCAGGGUGGGUAGAAACAGAGAACAUUACAAGCAAAGGCAUGAUCUAUGUGUUGAUUUGUCGAAGUGGCUAUAGUAUGUAUGGUAUUCCAGUUGCUCAAGUUACAUUAGUUGAUUUUUAUGGACAUUUGUAUGUUAAAGAAAAUUUUCAACUUGAAGAACAGUAUCUUGAGUUUGGUUCUGAUGAUGAUGGUUCGGACGCUACUCUCUCUGAAGAUCAAUUAUUUCACAUACAACAAGAGUUACUCAAAGUGAUUUCCACAAAGGAUAUAAUUGUCGGGUUUGCUCUUGAUAGAGCCUUCAAGAAUUUGAAAUUGAAACAUCCCAAUAUAAUAGACAUUGCACAUCUCUAUUACGUUUUCUUCAUGGAUGAUAGUAAAACUGAAAGUCAGUAUUUGUUAUUCUUGGCUCAAAUGUUCAUACCUCAUGGUUAUAGAAGCUUUUUAACCGGUUCCCUAUCUGACUUCCAAGAAGACUCUAAAAUUUGUUGGAUGUUGCUAGUCUUGAGACUUUUGUCUAAAAACAAAUGUUUAAAAGCACUUGAAUACCAAAAACAGGGGAAAUCGUGA
Molecule: messenger RNA, 690 nt
Organism: Hansenula anomala
Lineage: Eukaryota; Fungi; Ascomycota; Saccharomycetes; Phaffomycetales; Wickerhamomycetaceae
Exons: 1
Coding region: 1-690 (229 amino acids)
Source: RefSeq, a predicted model, not a curated record